AUGGUACAGAAGAGCCAGGAGCGACAUAGUUCUGCGCUUGAAUCACAUGUGAAUCUUUGGGAGGAUCCAUCGAUUGUUUGCAACCAAGCGGCUUGUGCAAUGAACAAUCUACCAGAUGAUGAAGCUGCUGAGCAGUUCUGCUUCCUAGAGGCUUCACAAGUUCCUGAGCCACAGGACCACCUACUCACAACGGGACAUUUAGAUUCUUGGUGGUGGGACGGCCAUAAUAAUACUGAAUAUGAGCUACUCCCAGCACACCCAACUCCGGCUGAAGUGCAAGUAAGGUUCAAUCUGCAAUCGAUUGAGACGGCGAUCAACCAUAUCGGUCCCAGCCAGCUUGUGGCAAUUAAGGGGUCUCUUAAUGAAAUGGUUAGUAAGAUCGAUUCUAUGAUUCAGCCCGAAGGGCUACCGUUCGAUCCUCCUGCCCGCCGGUCUCCAGAAGACAAAUUGCCCAGCUUGGCCUUCACUGAUUCAGGCUAUGGCUCAACCACCCAUAAGGAUCCAAAGACGACCAAACGUAACACGAAGAUCAACGAUGGAGGUUGUCGACGUCCAUCAAUACAUGUAUAUGAAGGGCUGAACAAUCCUGAAAGCAACAAAACAGAUGAGUAUGUUGCACCUACAAGAGAUUACGAUGAUCAAAGCAUCUACUCCGCUGCCUCAACUAUAUCUGAUACCGUGAAAGGAAGAUAUAUCAUGGAAUUAGUUGGCCUUAUAUCUAAAACCAUACAACCAUUGCAUCCUACGACUGAGAGUCUAGACCGUAUGUCAGAAGGGCUUCCCGGACUCCUGAGAGCGUUUUCUCUAAGCCUUGGACGUUCCUCAUCAACGCAGUCACACCUCGAUGUGAUGGUUUUUAUCCAUAAAUACCGGGUUGAGAUUAGUGCGGCUCUCAUUGACAGUUUAUCCGAAGGUCUUGAUCAAGAGCAGGAUAUGGCGGAUGGCGAAGAUCGAAAUUCUGAUAAAAUGCCUUUACAGGAACUGAUGUCCCUCUGGCAUAGCAAAGGGCCACCGGAGCCCGGUUUCAAUGUUGAGGAAUCCCUGGAAGACAUGGAAAAUGAAGACCAGGUUUUGAUAGACUCCAGUAAGGUAGACGGCGAGGAUAGUAAUCUGCCUCAACUUCAAUCAUAUAGGGCGCUUAUUAUCAAUUCCCCGUCAUACAAGUGGCUUUUAACCAUUCUUCACCGAGAAUGCAUGCUAGCACCCCCAGAAGCCAACGUGAUGCACCAGAUUCGAGAUUACAUACUUGCUGUUCUUCCAGUAUCUCCCAUUAUCAGCAGAAAAACCCCUACAAUGGCAUUCGAGGUUUUCGUACGGUUGAACUGGAAUCCAAUCGCCUUCUACACAGAACAGGAAUACGCUGAGAGCCCAAAGGAUGCAAUGGAACGGGCGAUAACAUUAACGGGUUCGCGUACGACAGCCCAGGCGCUGACAUGCAGCCAGUACAUGAGCCAAACCUGGCCAUUGACUGGAAUUCAAAUUUUGCAAUUGAUAACAGAGUUUGCUUCAGGCGAGCAUAACAACCCACCUUUUGCCGUCUUACCUGAUGGGACCACAGUACAGGUUUUUGCAGAAGCUCUACAGUGCGACAGUGGUACAUACCCUGCCGUGUGGGUAGCUAUCCGUGGAACAGGGGACUCCAUCGCAGAAGUUGGGGAGCAAUUUGCGUGGCUUGGGUGUGCUCUUCGCUCAUCACCUGUCGAGUCCGGAAUCGCCUGCUGCCGGCCAUUCAUCAAACAACUCGAGAGAGGUCGGUUUACCGAUUUGCCGAUGUGGAAUGCAUCACACAUCUUGGAAAUUGACUUUAGCCUACAUCAUGACGAACAAGACGUGACAAACAUGACGAACGGAUGUUGCUGGUAUGGCUUGUUCAGAAAUCCGGUAAUUGUGGAAGGAUACCCCAUUCCACGUAGACCCGAACCCAACACAGGGCUGGAGAUUCCCCUCCAAAUAUUGUCGGGGCUCACGCGAACGCGCCGGGUGAAUGUCUUCGGUGGCAGGACUGUCCUGAAAGGGUUCUCAGUAAUGCUUGUUCCAACAGCAUAUUGCGAAGGUAUUGUUUUCUGGCACUUACAACAAUCUGACGUAGGCGAGCGUCUUUCAUAUCACUCGAGCGAUGAAUUUCCUGCUCUCGACCUGUACAGUUCAGAUUUGGAGAGAGCCAGGCACUUGGUGGGAUGGUGUCCUGCUAUGAAGCUCUAUGCUGGCGCGCCGGAUGCUAUUUAUGCCGUGGAAGAGUCUCGCCUCCAGCGCCCCAGUGGAAAAAGCACUCUCGCAGAAGUCUCCAUGUCCACAGGCCAUAUCAUCACAGGGGAUACCGCCUUCAGUAUUGGCCAUAAAGACAUUCAUGUCCGCCGAAACUGCUACGUUGCAAAAAUGAGAUGGAUUUCGCAGAUGUUCCUAAUGCUCUGGGACGUACAGAUGAAACGCGGUUGGCUAGUUAACGGCGCCAGUGCCUUACUACAUCUGGUCCGAGCGUCUCUGAAGCAAGACAAAAGCAACAAAUUUGGCUCUCGAUUGAUGUUAGCCUCGGAAGACAUUCAAGACGCCAUCGACCCAUACCAACAUGACUCGGCACUGGAAGUCCUGCUCAACCCGUAUAAUCUGAAACUCAAGGUCUACGAGGAAAAGGACCAUUUUGUUUACUUUGAGGACCGCGUGGAGGACUUUUAUGAUUCCCUAGAGAAAAUAAUCGAUUAUCAAGCCAGGGCUGAUUAUAGCCAGGUGCCCCGGUCGUGGUUGGAAGGAUGGGAUUUCACUGAUCUAGCCAAGGAGCGACCUCUCUUCUAUCCACGGCGAGCCAUUAUUGACCCGGAGGGGCGCUCUUGGGUAGAUUUUUCUAGAUCCAUCCACACCGCCAUACUGCUUGGACGGAACUUUGGGGAUAUUAUUCAGCCAGUUGGCCAGCCGUGCCCUGAGUGGGCAUCGCUACCAGUCGGCAGGUCUUAUCUCGCAGCUUCAGUACCGGAUUUGGAAAAUAUAGUGAGAGCAUGUGGAGAUCUCUAUGCGUCACCGAUGAGACUCACAAAUGACUUGCUUUGGUAUAUUCCGCAGACGGUAUUUAGUAAGUGUCAGUGUCUUCAACUGCGUAAUGGCAAUCACUCCGACCUCGCACAAAUCAUUCUCCCCGAGAGAAUAGCUCGGGGCUUGGCUAUGGAAUGUUCCACGUACCCCGGGGAUAGCGGUGGCAUUGUCUUUGGCUUUGACACAAAUCACAGAUGGUACUGGAAGGACAAGGGCGACCCAUCAUCGGUGGAUCUAGAUGCCUCGUCUAAUCUAGCAGGUUCAACUGAGAAGGAUCAUGCCUCUUCCAUUGAUAGUGGGCUAGGGAGAAGCACAAGAUCCACUCUUUCAAUAGACAGUAGCUCUAUGACCAGUUCAACGUUCCGCCAACAUGCGAAUCUUUCCCACGAAGAGACGUCGGGGUCAAGUCGGCAGCCACAAGCGAUGCAAUUUCGUCCAAAGGACUAUGCUGUCGGAAUCAUAUGUGCCCUGGCAAUAGAGCUAAAGGCCGUCCGCGCUUCCUUCGACGAAACACAUAACGAAUGCAUCCCUCCGGCUGAUACGCAUGCUUAUGCCCUAGGUCGCAUAGGGAAACAUAAUGUUGUCGCAGCCUGCCUUCCAGAUGGCGAAUAUGGUACCAGUUCCGCCGCGGAUGUCGCAUCUAAUAUGAAGCGCAGCUUUCCUGCAGUCACGUUCUGUCUGUUAGUCGGGAUCGGUGGCGGUGUUCCGUCGCGAAAUCAUGACAUACGCCUGGGCGAUAUAGUCGUCAGCACACCGACCGGACCAUACUCCGGGGUCCUGGCGUAUGAUCUCGUCAAAACGUUUGAGUCUGGCAAUUUUCGGCUGAAUGGCUGUCUGGCCCCACCUCCACGCCAUUUGCGGUCUGCGAAUUAG
Molecule: messenger RNA, 3897 nt
Organism: Aspergillus pseudonomiae
Lineage: Eukaryota; Fungi; Ascomycota; Eurotiomycetes; Eurotiales; Aspergillaceae
Exons: 4
Coding region: 1-3897 (1298 amino acids)
Biological process (GO): nucleoside metabolic process
Molecular function (GO): catalytic activity
Source: RefSeq, a predicted model, not a curated record